Messenger RNA from Pediculus humanus corporis (human body louse), 213 nucleotides. Its product is annotated as bitesize isoform, putative. The coding region runs from base 1 to 213 and encodes 70 amino acids. Gene Ontology annotation, cellular component: plasma membrane; exocytic vesicle. Gene Ontology annotation, biological process: exocytosis. Gene Ontology annotation, molecular function: neurexin family protein binding. The record is from RefSeq and is a predicted model, not a curated record. The transcript is spliced from 2 exons. Lineage: Eukaryota; Metazoa; Arthropoda; Insecta; Psocodea; Pediculidae.
AUGAAUCAUUUUUGGUAUUUUUUUGCGAGGAGCGAUUCCAUGGCGAGCGUUUAUUCCGGAGCCGGAGAAGGACGAUCCUGUUCGGUACCGGUUAGGGGAGAGGUUGAAUUCGGUCUUCAGUACAAUUACAAAGCGGGAGAUUUGGAAAUUCACGUGAAACAGUGCAAGGAUUUGGCAGCCGUAGAUGCGAAAAGAAAUCGUUCUGACCCGUAA